Molecule: messenger RNA, 465 nt
Organism: Chelmon rostratus (copperband butterflyfish)
Lineage: Eukaryota; Metazoa; Chordata; Actinopteri; Chaetodontiformes; Chaetodontidae
Gene: hoatz
Product: HOATZ cilia and flagella associated protein
Exons: 1
Coding region: 1-465 (154 amino acids)
Biological process (GO): cilium assembly
Source: RefSeq, a predicted model, not a curated record
AUGUCUGAGGCUCCGGAGCAGGAGGACUUUGAGAAGCUCCACACCGUGUUUGACGGCUCUUCUCCGGAGGACGUGUCCCACGCCCGGCAGCUGUGGAGCUCGCUGUCCCUGCUGCCGCCGCUGGAGUCCCGGCUGGUGUCCGCAGAUAUCCGGCAGAGACUGCCGGUGUCCCGGCCGCAGCGCAGCGCCGCCGCCGCCGCCGCUCCGGGUCUCUGCGCACCGCUGCCGCCGCGCGUCCCCGCGCUCCGGCAGAGGCAGGAGGAGAGACAGCGGUACGCGGCCAUGGCCGACCAGAGGAGGGAGAUCCUGGCCCUGCUGGGGAGGCAGAGGGAGCGGAGGAUCCAGAAGGAGCUGAUCUCUGUGGCCUUUAAGCCGAAGGUGAAGUCCGGCACAGAGAAACUGCUGAAGCUCCAGAAACCUUCAGACUGUGAGGUGGACGAGGAGCUGGUGAAGCAGCUGCAGUAG